Messenger RNA from Pelobates cultripes (western spadefoot toad), 3918 nucleotides. Lineage: Eukaryota; Metazoa; Chordata; Amphibia; Anura; Pelobatidae. The record is from the annotation of a GenBank genome assembly.
CUGAAAUUACUGCUCGUCUAGAUCUCAAACUGAUCUAUAUAUUAUUUUUUAUUUAUUUUUUGUAGGUGAUCAUGAAGGUAAGAUAUUCUCUCCCCCUGCCAUAAAGGAGUUGAAGACUUUUGAGAGUGGAGAUGUCAGAAGUUGAAUUUGGGUGAAACCACUUGCAGCAUGUGUUGUGUUCUAUUUCAAUUGCUUUUGUUUGAUAAUUGCAAACAGCUGAAAUUCUGUCAAUUUUGACAAUAAACCUGACUUUCAAUGAGGGUGAAUAAUUUUUACAACUGUGAGCUUGUCUCAGUGAUUGUCUGUUACUUGUCUCCUCUCCCCCAUUCUAUGACUGUAAAGCUCCUAUAUGUCAUGUGUUUUUAUUAUUUAUUUUGUGGCCGGUUCUUGCUGCACAAUGUGUAAUUUGCCGUUUCUGCUCUUUUUCAGAACACCUGUUUUAUCAGUGGCUUGAAGGUAAGUGCUUCUCAGUUUGUUCAGCUGCAAUUCUUCCUCUGGGGCAAGAAGCUAGCACUCAUUCGAUUUAAUAUUCUUCUUCAGCAGCAUAUGGACUGUGGUGGGGAAACUGACCUAUAGAACUAAAUAAUGCUCCUGUACAACAUUUUAAUAUAUGUAUGAAAGGCAAGGCUUUGUAAAUGCCUUCGGAGUGUUUUUUGGGAAGGCUCCAAGUUUAGACGUUUAGCAGGUCAGCUCACGGAACAUGAAGUGAUAAAUAUGGAGUUCCAGGGUCUAUACUGUUAUCUCUACAGCCACAAACUUGAUCUAUUCCAAUUCUUUUAGAUCUUUGUGUUGAAAAAAGAGCCUUUUACCGGUUGGUAUCCGGACUCCAUGCAAGCAUCAAUGUCCAUCUGAGCGCCAGGUAUCUCCUGAAAGGUAAGUAUCGUGGUUUUUGUUUUGAAUUUUUUUUCCAUGGUUUGCUGGCUACCAGCCCUGUUGUAAAUGCUGUUCUUAUAACGGAGGACACAUGUAGCAAUUACUGAGGGACUGUAACAUAAAUUGAACAGUGGUCAGCACUGUUAUACUUGGACACUAAACAGUAGAUUCUAAUUAUCGGCGUUUGUCUGUCUGUGUCUCUCUAAACAUCUAUUUUGUCUUCUUGUAGAAACGUGGAUGGAUAAAGUCUGGGGCCACAAUGUAUCUGAAUUCCAGAAGCGAUUUGAUGCUUUGCUUACCAAGGGCGAGGGGCCAAGACGACUGAAGAACUUGUAUUUUAUUUAUCUCAUUGAGCUCCGGGCCAUUUCCAAGGUUCUCCCGUACUUUGAGCGUCCGGAGUUUGUGCUUUACACAGGAAAUCGAAGCAAUGACAUGACGACCAAGCUGCUACUGGUGGACAUUCUCUACGCUGCCAAGUAAUUACCCAGGGGCGGUGAGACAGGGAAACUUAUUAAGAUAUCCCCCCUCUUCUUUUUCCAUUCCUUACGAGAAGUUUGAAUUACUAUUCAUUUUUAUUUUUUCCCGCAUGUGAUUUGCAGGUCAUUUCCUCUGCACUUUGAUGAAAAUGCCCUUUUCGCUGGGGUUGGUAAGGAAGCCGAGCAAUUAAAGGUAAUGCCCCUAGAGGGCACAUACAGCAUAACGCGGUCACGCCCUCCACGUGACUCUGCACAUACAGAAUAAUGCGGUCACGCCCUCCACGUAUCAUACAGAAUAACACUGUCAUGCCCUCAAUGUGUGACCAGUGGCGGAUCCAGAGCCUGAUCUCGGAAGGGGCACUUGUAGAUUAUUUAAAGAAAUAAUCCAGACACAAUAACUACUACAGCUCAGUGUAGUGGUUAUGGUGUCAAUAGUGCCGGGACCCCCUCCCACAGUAAGUAGUCAAACCGUUUAAAACAGUUUGACAACUUACCUGAGAUCUGCUGGGAAAUGGGGCUGUAGUAGGGCAUAGGAGCAGUGGUGUGUGUGAGUGGUGCAAUGUGUAAGGGGUGCAGUGUGUGUGUGUGUGUGUGUGUGAGGGGUGGGGACAGUGUGUGUGAGCAGUGUGUGUGUGUGUGUGUGAAGGUUGUAGUGUGUGUGAGUAGGGGGCAGUGUAUGUCAGGGGAUGCAGUGUAUGUGUGGGACAGUAUGUGUGUGUACAGUUGCAGUGUGUAUUGGGGGGCAGGUGUGUGUGUGUGUGUAUGUGGCAGUAUGUGUGUAUGGGGGGCAGUAUGUGUGUAUGGGGGGGCAGUAUGUGUGUGCUGGGGGGGCAGUAUGUGUGUAUAAAGGCAUGGGGGGCAGUGCUUGGGGCAGUAUGUGUGUAUGGGGGUGUAUGUGUGAAUGGGGGGCAGUGGGGGGGGGUUGGUGCAAGUGUGUGUGUAAAAGGUGUGUGUGUGUGUGUUAAGGGUGGUGGGGGGCUUUUUUUUAUAAUAUAUAUCUUUAUUUAUUUAAUUAAAAAAAACAAAUAUUCUAUGUCCCCCCUCCCUUCUUACCUUUAUUGAGGAGGAGGGGGACAUAUUUUCAUCCCUGGUGGUCCCAGUGGUUACAGUGAACUUCUGCCCCGCUGCCCGGAUCCGCCAGUGUGUGAGACUUGGCACAUACAGAAUAACAGGGUCGCGCCGUUGAGGUGUCACGCCCUCCACGUAUCAUACAGAAUAACGCGGCCACGCCCUCUACGUAUCAUACAAAAUAACGCGGCCACGCACUCCACGUAUCAUACAGAAUAACACGGUCACGCCCUCCACGUGUGACUCGGCACAUACAGGAUAACCCUUUCCCAUCUGAUGACUUUAACAAGAAUUAAAGGAACAACUCAGAGCAGCCACCAAUAUCGCACAUACUGGUAACAUCUACAUGUCCCUGACACAAAUUUUCCCCCGGCUGUCUAGAAAGAUCAUUAAAUAAUAAAAUAACUCUCUCUCUCCCUCACUGUGGCGCUAUGGGAACCACCGGAACUUUACACUAAACUAUUAUCGCAAUAAAUUCUAUUUAAUGAAACUGCCUUUAACGCUAAUUGCUGUUACUUGUGUCGUGUACAGAACAUUUUUCUUUUUCUCUCAGAUGGAAUUUAGACAUCACUUUAGAAACAUUUCCAAAAUCAUGGACUGCGUUGGUUGCUUUAAAUGUCGCUUGUGGGGAAAGCUGCAGGUUAGUUGGUUUUCACAUGGCUGGCCAAAUUGUUUGUAAUCUGGAAUAAUCAAUUUUUAAUUUUUAAAUUUAUUUAUUUUUAACCAGACACAAGGAUUAGGUACUGCCCUCAAAAUCCUGUUCUCUGAAAGACAAAUCGCUAACCUGCCAGACCGAGAGCUGUCUCAGGGCUUUCAUCUUAAACGGCAAGAAAUCGUAGCGCUGUUUAAUGCCUUUGGCCGGUUAGUAUUUCUAAAUCAGUUUUUUUUUUUUGUUUUAUAGUCAGGUACCCUGUGGUCUCUGACUGCAAGGGAGAAGGCUGGAACUAACAAAGUAGCCAAACAAACUUUUACUCAAUCGCCUACAGCAUCAUAGACAGAGGGGCUUAUUCACUAAACUCCAUCGUAGCGCGUUGGAAAAACAAAUGAUAAAUUUAGGCGUCCCCCCAGCACUAUUCGCCCUGGAUCUUGUAGUUUCACUACAUAGAACACUUGCUCCUUUUUGUUCAAUUUACCUGUAACACAACAAUGUCCAGCCUCCUGUAUGCUGCCCCUAGUGGCUGUGCAUGUUAGAUGCACUUUGUAAUGGCUCCCAAUGGAAAGUGGAGCAGGUUGUAACAUUCUCUACCUCCUUUCCUUCUCUCUAGAAUAUCUACAAGUGUUAAAGAACUGGAGACCUUCCGGGCACUGCUGCAGAAAAUAGCGAGAGAAUAAAAGGGAGAAAAAUGUAUUAUACUUUUAUUUUUCUUGACUUCUCAGAGGUCUCGUCCUGUUAAAAUGGAAACCAUUGAUCAUGUGGUAAAGGUUCCGGAGGUACUGCUCUCCUGUUGGAGAGCUUUGCUGUUUAUACUGUAAAAUAAAUGGAUUUAAUAUUUUUUCACUA